Messenger RNA from Marmota flaviventris (yellow-bellied marmot), 1068 nucleotides. RefSeq names its product mesenteric estrogen dependent adipogenesis (gene Medag). Gene Ontology annotation, cellular component: cytoplasm. The record is from RefSeq and is a predicted model, not a curated record. Lineage: Eukaryota; Metazoa; Chordata; Mammalia; Rodentia; Sciuridae.
CUGGGGACAGUCAGGUGCGGGCUGGGCUGGGCGGGGCCGCGACGCCAGCAGGUGGGGCAGCUCCGAUUGACCCCGCAUGGCGGCGGCGGCGUGCGAGCCGAUGGCCAGGCCGAGUCUGACCUCCAUCUCGUCGGGGGAGCUGCGCAGCCUGUGGACGUGCGACUGCGAGCUGGCCCUGUUACCUCUGGAGCAGCUGCUGCGCUUGCAGCCCGGUGCCUUCCAGCUGCGCGGUGACCAGCUCGUGGUGCCAGGGCCGGAGGAGCCCGCGGUCGCGCGCGGUGGCUUCAAUGUCUUUGGCGACGGCAUAGUGAGACUCGACGGGCAGCUCUACCGCCUCAGCAACUACAUCAAGAGGUAUGUGGAACUGACCAACUACUGUGAUUAUAAAGACUACAGGGAAACUAUAUUGAGCAAACCAAUGCUGUUUUUCAUUAAUGUACAGACCAAAAAAGACACCUCGAAAGAAAGGACCUAUGCAUUUCUUGUGAACACAAGGCACCCCAAGAUAAGAAGACAGAUAGAACAGGGGAUGGACAUGGUCAUCUCCUCAGUGAUCGGAGAAAGUUACCGACUUGAGUUUGAUUUCCAAGAUGUAGUGAAGAAUUUUUUCCCUCCAGGAACUGAGGUGAUUAAUGGAGAAAAUUUGAGUUUUGCGUAUGAAUUCAAAGCCGACGCCUUAUUUGAUUUCUUCUAUUGGUUUGGGCUCAGCAAUUCCACUGUGAAAGUGAAUGGUAAAGUUCUGAAUUUGUCGAGUACAAGUCCAGAAAAGAAGGAGACAAUUAAGUUAUUUUUGGACAAAAUGAGUGAACCUUUAAUCCGAAGGAGCAGUUUCUCUGACCGAAAAUUCAGUGUAACUUCCAGAGGCUCAAUAGAUGAUGUUUUUAACUGCAGUCUGUCACCCAGAUCAUCUCUGACAGAGCCUCUUUUGGCAGAAUUACCAUUUCCAAGUGUUCUGGAAUCUGAAGAGACACCAAACCAAUUUAUCUAAUUGGACUGAACAUUCUAGCUGUCACUUUUAUGUUGCAAGCCUGUGCCAGACUGCAGGUUGAGGGGACGAGAGGAGGUGGG